GUAAGCUGCGCGCGCGCAUCUGAUAACGUAUAAUUGAACGUAACUGGCAUUCCAAGUAUUUGUUUAAGUUGUUUUAAAUAAUAUUUAUGAUUAAUUAAUAAAACAUUUAUAAGGAACAAUUUAAUAUUUUAGUGUUUAUAUUUAUUAUUAAAGUUUUCAAUAUAUAUUUUAUAUAUUUAAAUAAAAAUGGAAUUAAUUUAUAAAGUGAUCGCUUUAAUGUUUUUGUCGGAAGUGAUAUCAAGUGAGAAGGUUUUCAAAAGUGUCCCUGUGACUGUAAAAACGUAUGAAAACGAUACCGUUUUGUUGCCUUGCUAUGUGGAUGUUUCAGAAACAAAACACCGUGUCCGAUGGUACAAAAAUGACACGCUCCUCGGCGAUAGCCAGGACCCAAACUAUCUGUUGCCGCUGCACACGAGGAUGCACGCCAACUUCAGUCUGCAGAUAGAUGAGCUGUCAUCCAGUGACACAGCUGAUUAUACUUGUGAAGUUAUUAGACAAGAACCUUGGGGCCCAAUAAGACAAACACAUUCCAUAGAAGUACAGUAUGCUCCAACUGUACGAUCUGUACCCGAUGAAGGAUUUCUUGAAGUGAAGAAAGGUGAAUACGUCGAUAUCGGCUGUGAGACAACCGGCACGCCCACGCCUAUUGUUAAUUGGAGGAAAAAUGGCGAAUCAAUGGCCCUGUUGGAACAUCGAUCGCGAAUUCGAUUCAGAGCUGAGCACCGUUUGUUGGCCGGAGUUUACGAAUGUGUUGUCAACAAUGGAGUUGGAGAUCCGGUUAAGGCUGCCAUCACCGUUAUCAUACAAGAUGCUCCUGUUGUGACAACGGACCGAAGUUUUGUACACACAGCGCUAGGUUUGAGAGCAGUUUUAGCAGCUAACUUGGAGUUCUCUGUACCAUCAGCUCGCACCGCCUGGUACCGAGACGGGAAACUUGUAGGAACCGACGAUAGGGUGAUUAUAAUGGUGCAAGAUAAAUUACAUCAAUUAAUCUUCAGAACGGUACGAAAGACAGAUUUUGGCAAUUAUACAUUCAGAGCGGAAAACAAGCUUGGCAUGGCUGAUGUGUCUUUCAAAUUAACGGGUGUUCCGAAUGUUGCAUCAUUCAAAGUGGACCCAGCCCUUAACAAAGCGACUUCAACAAGCUUCACUCUGAUUUGGGAAGUGGAUUCUUACUCCACGAUCAUAGAAUAUCAUCUCUGGCUUCGUCCGUACUACGGCCGUCUAUCAACUGUUGAACCAGAUGCCUUCACGACGAAUCCUCCCGCUAAUUUGUGGAGCAGUAUCGUAGUACCUGGAGAUUCCAAUGACGGUCCGAUUCACAGCGCAGUAUAUACAGUAAGAGGUCUUACUCCAUCCACAGUGUACGAAGCUGUAGUUACGUCCAGAAAUAGGUACGGAUGGAGUAAGCAAUCUCCUGUCUUACAUUUUGCAACGGAGCCAGGAGCUGGUAGAACACUUCCAUCAACAUCAGAUUACACAGAUAUAACUCAAUUAUUGGAAGAAGAACCAGUACAGGCGUACAAUAUAACACAAGCUCGUGUUUUUGAACGAUACAACGAUCUGUCAUCAGCGGGAGCGCGGGAAAAAUCAUCCUUAUUUUUCGCAAUUAUUGUAUUUGUAAAAAUGUGUUAUUUUCUAUGAUAAUGUUAAUAAAAUAAAUUACGUAAAAAUGAGAGUUCGAUGUCCAUUACCUUGUAAUCAUUA
Messenger RNA from Nymphalis io (European peacock), 1707 nucleotides. Its product is annotated as igLON family member 5-like. The transcript is spliced from 12 exons. The record is from RefSeq and is a predicted model, not a curated record. Gene Ontology annotation, molecular function: protein binding; axon guidance receptor activity. Bases 187 to 1644 code for a protein of 485 amino acids. Lineage: Eukaryota; Metazoa; Arthropoda; Insecta; Lepidoptera; Nymphalidae. Gene Ontology annotation, biological process: synapse organization; homophilic cell-cell adhesion. Gene Ontology annotation, cellular component: neuronal cell body; axon; plasma membrane.